Molecule: messenger RNA, 5579 nt
Organism: Mobula hypostoma (lesser devil ray)
Lineage: Eukaryota; Metazoa; Chordata; Chondrichthyes; Myliobatiformes; Myliobatidae
Product: zinc finger protein 706
Exons: 4
Coding region: 155-385 (76 amino acids)
Source: RefSeq, a predicted model, not a curated record
CGCGGGUGGUCACGUGCAGGGGAAGGGGGCGUGGCCUGUCAUUGUCUCCGGCCGGCAGCCGGGGACAUCUGUUUUCCUCCCGCCGGGCGGGGGAGUUGUUCUGCGCUCGCCGCACGGUCGUGUUCGUGAGCUCGCUGGAGCUGCCUUGUUUGGUAUGGCCCGUGGGCAUCAGAAGUUUCAGUCCCAGCAGCGGAAUGCAAAGAAGCAAGCUGAACAGAAAAAACGAACCGGACAUGAUCAGAAGACCGCUGCAAAAGCUGCUCUUGUCUACACCUGUUCUGUCUGUAGGACCCAGAUGCCAGAUCCCAAAACGUUUAAGCAGCACUUUGAGAACAAGCAUCCUAAAGCACCAAUGCCAGCAGAACUUGUUGAUGUACAGGUAUAGAGACAUUGCCUCAACUUUUUUUAUGACCACAAGUCACUUAUUAAUGCUUGCCCUGGAAGACGACGCUGCAGGCACAACUUCAUGGUGACCAACAAAGCAAAGAAGUUGCAUACAGUACAUAUUCCUUUCCUGCCUUGUCUCCUUAUUCCAUCUGGGCCAUGGGAAAAUCCACUCAAAUGCAUUGUUGAAAUUCAGAAUUUUUGAUUAUUGUAAGAGAUUUUUGCUCUUGUAAUCAAUCAUUGUGUAUAAUAUUUAAUAAAAUGUUUUUAACAUCAGUCUGAAAAUGCAUGUCUAAACCUGGCACUCUUGCAGAAGAGGCUAAGGAAGCAGCUAAACAAGACAGUAGCUUUGAUUAAAAUAGAAGUGAGGAUUCUCACUUUUGAAAACUGGAUUUGUUUUUUUUUCUGUACAUAACUAAACAUGUUUCGCCUGCACCUCCUUUCUCGCUCCCCGUCUUCAUGCCCUUUAACUUUUUCCUCAGAUUAUCUUCCUGCCUUGUUGAAAUCUGAAGAUGUUCAUUUUUUUUAAGCAUGAGAGUUUACUGAAUAUCAGUCUAAUGUUAGGUUUGUAUCUAAUGAUCUGCUUAAUCAAAAGUUUUGAGUGAAUACCACAGACUAGAAAGUAGAGGGAGGUAUUUAACUUCAGUUCCUGGAACAGACAUGUGCAUGUUUACCUGUUACACUUGCCUCUACAUGUUCAAACCUUUUGAUUUUAAUGGAGUCAAAAUGAGAUGGUGAGUACAAGCAGCUGGCAAUGUAUUUGGAUAUGCUUUGUGUCAGCAAACUUGUAUCAAAGUGCUCAAACCAGACUGAGUAUAGCAAAAGGAAGAAAUGCACCCUUUGGGUCAACCAAAAUAAACUGAAGCUAAUCUGAUUUCUUGGAUGGAAAAGUUCUGGCAUAUUGUCAUGAAGCACUGCAGCACAGUACAGGCUCUUUGGCCCAUCUAGUCCAUGCUGACCAGUUUUUCUGCAUAUCCUUGCAUUAGCCCUAUACAAAAUUAUAAGAGGUACAGAUAAGGAACAUUCACGCAGGCUUUUUUUCGAUGAGGUUGAGUGAAAUUAGAACUGGGUGCUUGCAUUGAUCCUAUACAACCUUCCUUGUAAUUUCAAAUUCUAAGAUUCUUUAGCUAUGUUGAAUAUCCCUAGUCAGGUCUUGUCUACUGAAAUACAAAUCUGUCCCUUGGAGUACAUUACAAUAAUAUGCCCUCAAGUGGUGUCAGGCUCAUCAGCCUGUAAUUUCCUGCAUUAUUCUUAAGAGCUUUUAAACAACAGAACAACAUUUGCAAUCCUCCAGUUCUCAGACAUUUCACCUAUGGCUAAGGAUGUUUUAAAUGCAGAUGCUGGAAAUCUUAAAGUUAGAAAAUGAUGCUAUCCGUGGAGUUUUCGUUAUUAGUCAGGGCACCAAAGGUUACAGGGAGCAAGCAGGAGAAUGAGUUGAGACAGAUAAUAAAUCGACCAUGAUCGAGUGGGAGAGCAGACUCAAUGGGCUGAGUGGCCUAAUUAUGUUCUGUGUCUUAUGAUCAUCCCUGUGACUGUGUGGGUUUCUGCCAGGUUCCUAGAUUUCCUCACACAUGCAAAGAUUUGCGGGUCAGUGAGUUAAUGGUCCAUGGUAAAUUGAUGCUACAUUAUAGUAGAGCAGUGGUUAACGUAAUGCUUUACAGCACCAGUGACCCAGGGUUCAAUUCUUGCUGCUGUCUGUAUAAAACAUAGAAAUUUACAGCACAUUACAGGCCUUACUUUCACAAUGUUGUGCUGAUCAUGUAACCUACUCUAGAAACUGCCUAGAAUUUUCCUAGCGCAUAGCCCCCUAUUUUUCGAAGUUCCAUGUACCUAUCUAAGAGGCUCCUAAAAGACCCGAUUGUAUCCGCUUCCACCACCGCAGUACUUUCAUGCACCCACCACUCUCUGUGUGGGAAAAACUUAUCCUUGACAUCCCCUUGGUACCUAUUUUAAAGCACCUUAAAACUAUGCCCUCUCAUGUUAGCCAUUUCAGCCCUGGGAUAAAGCCUCCGGCUAUCCACAUGAUCAAUGCCCCUCAUCAUCUUAUACACCUCUAUCAGUUCACCUCUCGUCCUCCGUCACUCCAAGGAGGAAAGGCCCAGUACACUCAACCUUUUCUCAUAAGACAUGCUCCCCAAUCCAGGCAACAUCCUUGUAAAUCUCCUCUGCACUCUCUCUAUUGUAUCCACAUCCUUCCUAUAGUGAGGUGAUCAGAGCUGAACACUAUACUCCAAGUGAGGUCUGAUCAAGGUCUUGUAUAUCUGUAACAUUACCUCACGGCUCUUGAACUCAAUUCCAUGGUUGAUGAAUGCCAACACACCAUAUGCCUUCUUAUCAACACUGUCAACCUGUGCAGCAACUUUGAGUGUCCUAUUGACACAGACCCCAAGAUCUCUCAGAUCCUCCACACUGCCAAGAGUCAUACCAUUUAUAUUAUAUUCUGUCUUCAAAUUGGACCUACCAAAAUGAACCACUUCACACUUACCUGGGUUGAAAUCCAUCGGGCACUUCUCAGCCCAGUUCUGCAUCCUAUCGAUGUCCCACUGUAACCACUGACAACCCUCCAGACUAUCCACAACACCCCCAACCUUUGUAUCAUCAGCAAACUUACUAACCCAUGUUUCUACUUCUUCAUGUGGGUCAUUUACAAAAAUCACAAAGAGCAGGGGUUCCAGAACAGAUCCGUGCAGAACACCACUGGUCGCUGACCUCCGUGCAGAACACUACUGGUCACUGAGUUCCAUACAGAGUUUGUAUGUUCUGCUGGGGGCAGCCUGCAAGUGUCGCUGUGCUUCUAGCGCCAAUAUAGCAUGCCCACAUCUUACUAAUCGAUACAUCCAAUCAUUCAAUUCCCAAUCACCAGUAAAGGGUCAAGUGGCAGCUAGCAACAGCCUGCUCGCUGAUACCCAAUUUGAAUUUUAUCAGCACCACUGGACUCCAAACCACAUUACAGUUUAGGUCCAAGUAUGGACCAAGAGUUGAAUACAAUGUCAUUACACUUGACAUCAAGGCAGGCUUUGAUAAAAGCGUGGUAUCAGUAUGUCCUGUAAGAUGCCACCAAGGAGUAAGCACAAGAUUGGCUGGGCUGUUGCAUGGUUAUUGAUGAUCAAUUAGCUGUAAUCCUGGGAUACGCCGGCAGGAGUUCAGUGCAGUAUUCAAGGCCCAGCCAUCUUCAGCUUCUUCCAUCAAGAGUGUGGAUAUUCACCAAUGGUUGUCCAAUUACAUUUACUGCUACUUGGAAACUGACAUGGUGAAUGCAAUUAGGCAUAGAACAGUUGUGCCACACAAAUCCCAGGCGAUGGCAAUCUUGAACAAGACAACAUCUUGGCAUUCAAUAGCAGUUACCUUUGCAGGGACUUGACCCUUGACAUCCUAGUGGGGUCAUCACUGAUGUAGCCAAUUUAAUAUGGUGACACAAGAGUGGGUCAAAGGAUGACUUAAAAUGGAGGGUUAUGGAGGAGGGAAGGGUUAAAUUAAUCUUAGAGUAGAUUAACUGGUUGGCAUAACAUGAUGGGGUGAGGGGCCUGUACUGUGAUGUAUUGUUCAAUGUUCAUUGGCACAACAUGAUGGAAUGAGGGGCCUGUACUGUGAUGUAUUGUUCAAUGUUCAUUGGCACAACAUGAUGGGGCGAAGGGCAUGUUUUGUGACGUAUUGUUCAAUGUUCAUUAGCACAACAUGAUGGGGCGAAUGGCAUGUUUUGUGUCGUAUUGUUCAAUGUUCAUUGGCACAACAUGAUGGGGCGAAGGGCAUGUAUUGUGUUGGAUUGUCCAAUGUUCUCUAAUGGGAAUUCUGAUGUUGGAGGACAAGCGAUACAGAUGCUUUAGAAGGGGUGCAUAGAGGUUCAGCAAGUAUUUCUAAAGGUGAAAGAUAUUUUAUGAGGAGGGAUUAACUAGAAUGUGAUUCUAAAUCACUAUGCUGUCCCACAUGUUCCCUAUAGCUUUCAUCUCAGUUAUCUCAUGUGCAGGGUCCUGAACGUUGAACAAUCUUGAAAAACUAGUUUAGCUAUCCAUUGUCAUAUUUGGCUGAGCUGUGUUGAGCAUUGUUGGGUCCCCCUUUCCGUUACUAAAACUGUUUGUUAUUCAAAGUUUUUCCAGGUAUGCAAUAACACUGAUCUUUCCACCAGGGACCCUUUCAAAACGUUUCCUCCUUUUAUCCACACCUUCAAUAACAUGGCAAACUCUUGGAUUUUUUUUUGAUCUGAUCAAGAGUGAGGAUAUUCAUUCUGUUGCCUUUGUUGCUACCUUACCCUCGCUUUCACUUUAGUCAAACAUUUGGUUAUACUUGCUGGUGCCUCUUGAAAUUGCAUCUUUCUUUUGAUUCUGUCUCAUUUCUUGCCUUUCUCUCUGGUCUUAUUUGAUGAGACAUGGCCAAAGCUGACUUGUAACUGUACUGACCAAAUUCAAUCUCCCAGAUACCAUUUCUACAGCUAAGAUCCAGGAUUGUUUAUUGUCAUUCUUCAGCACAAAUUUGUAAAGGAGAACAAAAUGAUUGUUAUGAUGCAGCAUGAAAAACACACUGUUACGUGACGACAGGUUUCGUUCACUGUGUACUGUCACUUUAAGAGACGCCUGGAUGAGGCGGGACUAUGAUAUCAGCACAACAAACUGGACAGACCGCUGAGAUUUUAAGUGUUGUAAGGAGAGAGAGAGACAGAGACAGACAGGCUGUUGGAAUUUCAGCUUGUCACUGCUAUGGUUUGGAACUCUCCCAUGCCCAAAAGAUUGGGUUGCUCAACAGAAUUGGAUGUGGGACUGUCACUUGGUAUAAUCCACAAGUGGAUUUUUAUUGGAGUAUCCUGUUGUUAACCCUUACCUAGAUUCGGGUGUGUUAUGUGGUAACCACUUGGAAGAAGGGAUGUCCUGUGACUGUUCCCCUCUGAUGUUUUACGUGGAUAUUGGAACGACUCGACGGAUAAGAUCUUCGGCGAUGGUUAUUUUGUUUACCCAGAGUGGAACUUGUGGAAUUUCUUCGUAAUCGCCUUCUCUCUACAUUUUAAAGUGGAUUUACAGAUCUCUCCCCCCACUCAUUUAUUCCGUGGAUUACUGAACCUUUCUACUUUGCCGUCCGAAUCUUAAGACUUUAAGAACUGUUCCUAUACUUGACUGUUUGGGAGCCACACACACAUUUAUACGCAUAACACUGUUAAUUUCUGUUUAUUUCGUUUAAGUCUCUAUAUUUUGAGCAGAUAAUAAAGA